Molecule: messenger RNA, 3787 nt
Organism: Globicephala melas (long-finned pilot whale)
Lineage: Eukaryota; Metazoa; Chordata; Mammalia; Artiodactyla; Delphinidae
Gene: THOC1
Product: THO complex subunit 1
Biological process (GO): signal transduction; mRNA export from nucleus; regulation of DNA-templated transcription elongation
Cellular component (GO): THO complex part of transcription export complex
Molecular function (GO): protein binding
Source: RefSeq, a predicted model, not a curated record
GGAAAGGGUUGUCAGCUGUCAUUUUAUUCUUACACAUUGGGGAACAGUAGUUUAAGCAUUUGGGAAACACUUUACAGAGCGUUUUCUUGUUAGCUUGUUUAACUCUUAGAAUAGCACUGUAAGGAGGCUGUUUUAUUAUCCCUGGUAGAUGAGAUAAAAACUGAGUUAAGUUUAACUCUAACUCCAAAAGUUAAAUGAUUUACUUUACUGUUUUCUCUGACUUAAGACCCAGUAUUCUUUUUAUGUUGCCCAUCACUAAAUUGUUUGACUGUAUUUUUCCCUAGUGCUCUGAAAUUCUGCCAGGAGUAACUUAGGAAUAUCCAAUAUUGGUCCUGGAGGGGACCAUUUAAUGGGAGCUCAUCUAGCCCAGUGCUUCUCAAGCUUGAGCAUGAGAAAUCUACCAGAGAGGCCCUGAACAACAAAAAUAUCAAGCCCUUGUUGAAUACCUUCAGCCAGUUGCCUGGAAGGUAAGGCGUUGAUAUCCAUGAAAUAGGCUCGCUGAAAUCUUUAUACUUACCCUGAGCUGCUUUAAAAAUGCAGGUGUUUUUUGUUUUUAAUAGUGAAAAUGAAAAAAAAUGUACCCUUGACCAAGCUUUUAGAGGUGUUGUAGAAGAAGAAAUUAUAAAUCAUUCAUCAUGUGAAAACGUUUUAGCUGUUAUUUCUCUUGCUAUUGGGGGAGUUACUGAAGGUAUUUGUACAGCAUCUACACCUUUUGUAUUGUUGGGAGAUGUUUUGGAUUGCCUUCCUUUGGAUCAGUGUGACACGAUAUUCACUUUUGUGGAAAAAAAUGUUGCUACUUGGAAAUCAAAUACAUUCUAUUCUGCUGGGAAAAAUUAUUUACUACGUAUGUGCAAUGAUCUCUUACGAAGAUUAUCAAAAUCCCAGAAUACAGUCUUCUGUGGACGAAUUCAGCUCUUUUUGGCCAGACUUUUCCCUUUAUCUGAGAAGUCAGGUCUUAACUUGCAGAGUCAGUUUAAUCUGGAAAAUGUCACUGUUUUCAAUACCAAUGAGCAGGAAAGCACAUUGGGUCAAAAGCACAUGGAGGACAGAGAAGAAGGAAUGGAUGUGGAAGAAGGUGAAAUGGGGGAUGAUGAAGCUCCAACAACUUGCUCCAUUCCAAUUGAUUACAACCUGUACCGAAAAUUUUGGUCACUUCAGGAUUACUUUAGGAACCCUGUGCAAUGCUAUGAGAAAAUUUCAUGGAAAACUUUUCUCAAGUAUUCUGAAGAAGUUCUAGCUGUUUUUAAGAGUUAUAAAUUAGAUGAUACUCAGGCCUCAAGGAAAAAGAUGGAAGAAUUGAAAACAGGAGGAGAGCAUGUAUAUUUUGCAAAGUUUUUAACAAGUGAAAAGCUGAUGGAUUUACAACUGAGCGACAGUAACUUUCGUCGACACAUCCUGUUGCAGUAUCUCAUUUUAUUCCAGUAUCUCAAGGGGCAGGUCAAAUUUAAAAGUUCAAACUAUGUUUUAACUGAUGAGCAAUCACUCUGGAUUGAAGAUACUACAAAAUCAGUUUAUCAACUACUAUCUGAAAACCCCCCUGAUGGAGAAAGAUUUUCAAAGAUGGUAGAGCAUAUAUUAAACACUGAAGAAAACUGGAACUCAUGGAAAAAUGAAGGCUGCCCAAGUUUUGUGAAAGAAAGAACAUCAGAUACCAAGCCGACAAGAGUAGUACGGAAGAGAACGGCUCCAGAGGACUUCCUAGGGAAAGGACCCAACAAAAAAAUUCUGAUGGGAAAUGAGGAGUUAACAAGGCUUUGGAAUCUCUGUCCUGAUAAUAUGGAAGCCUGUAAAUCAGAGACAAGGGAAUAUAUGCCAACUUUGGAGGAAUUCUUUGAAGAAGCCAUUGAACAGGCAGACCCUGAAAAUAUGGUUGAAAAUGAAUUCAAGGCUGUGAACAAUUCUAAUUAUGGUUGGAGAGCCCUGAGACUGUUAGCACGGAGAAGCCCUCACUUCUUUCAGCCAACCAACCAGCAGUUUAAAAGUUUGCCAGAAUAUCUCGAAAACAUGGUAAUAAAGCUAGCCAAGGAAUUACCACCUCCUUCUGAAGAAAUAAAAACAGGUGAGGAUGAAGAUGAGGAAGAUAAUGAUGCUUUACUGAAGGAAAAUGAAAGUCCUGAUGUUCGGCGAGACAAACCUGUAACAGGGGACCAAAUAGAGGUAUUUGCCAACAAACUGGGUGAACAAUGGAAGAUUCUGGCCCCCUACUUGGAAAUGAAAGACUCAGAAAUUAGACAGAUUGAGUGUGACAGUGAAGACAUGAAGAUGAGAGCUAAGCAGCUGCUAGUCGCCUGGCAGGAUCAGGAGGGAGUGCACGCGACACCUGAGAACCUGAUCAAUGCACUCAACAAGUCUGGGUUAAGUGACCUUGCAGAAAGUCUAACUAAUGACAAUGAGACAAAUAGUUAGCUUUUUUUUUUUAUUAUUAAAACUGUGAUAAGCUUUUGUUACCAAGCAGCAUUUGAUAAGAGGUUCACUGGUUUUGGUAAACAAUAAACAUUUUUAUAACAGUUGUACAGUUGGCUGGUGCUCCAAGAACAACAGAACGCAUGGUGGCUCUUGAUGACUGACCUCAGGGUCUGGGGGGACAAGGGGGUAGGUUGGGAAAUGGCCAAAGUAAAGUGACCUCAAGGUCACAUAAUAUUUUUGUUAAUUAAACAUUUAUAAAGUCAGUAAGCAAUAUUUAGGGGCAUGGUGUUUCCUAAGAUACACUAUGCCAAACUGGUUUCCUGCAUUCCAUUAGCAGUUACAGAAUUUAACUUGCUAUCCUGAACAUCCCACAGUAAUACUUUCUGAAACUAUAUGACUGCUCUAGUCUCAUCUAUGCUUUAAAGCAGAGGAUCAGCAAACAAUGGUCUGUUUGUCACCUCUUUUUAUAAGUAAAAUUUUAAUGGUACACAGCCAUGCUGAUUCUUUUAAGUACUGUCUAUGGCUCCUUUCAUGCUACAACAGCAAAGUUACAUAGUUGCAACAAAGACUUAUGGUCUGCAAAGCUUAAAACAUUUUUAAAAUACCUGGCCCAUGGCAGAAAAUAUUCUCCAACCCCCAACUUUAAAAGAAAUGGGGUGAAGUCUAAAACGUAGUUCAUUUAGCCUUAGAGAACUUAUUUUAAGCUCUCAAGUCAUUAAAAUAGGGGUACAUACCUCAGGGAUUGUUGUGAAGUUCAAAUGAGAUGUAUGUGAAAGCAUCCUACAAACAGCAAAGCACUAUGUAGUCAUCAUGGCUGGAGACAGUUUCCAUUCCCACGUAAGUUACCCUUUAGGGCGCUACGGUCAUUGUUUUGAAUCUGGAAGGAGGGCUAAGUGCCUGUCACUAAAAAUAUUCUUGCUGGGGCUUCACCUCACUAGUCCAACAGUGAUCCAGCACAGCUCUAAUAUCAAAAGGGCCUCAGUGCGAGGGGCACAGCACAUAAGGCACGCUCAGGAAUCAAUCAAGACAUUUUCUUGCUUAUUCUCUCUUUUCAAAGAUCUUAUAUGAAAGGCUGAAUUCUAAAAUAGCCUAAAUAGUUUAAAACAACACUAGUAUAAGUCCGAUUUCUUAUACUUUAUAAUGCUUUUCUGGAUCAAAUAAAAUGAAGUGUUUUGUAAUGACAGUUAAGGAAUUAUAAUUUAAAAUGCUAAUUCCAUACAAGGCUUAUAUACUUUGUUCUAACCCUACCUGAUCUAGUAGCUACAGCAUCCUCCAAAUCGUAAAAUCUGAAUUCUAAUUCCUAAAUUGGUGUCCUCAAAAUUGUUCAGAACAAAAUUAGUGAAUAAAAAAACUUCACAAAUUUACAAGCAUCACACCAAUA